Messenger RNA from Polyodon spathula (Mississippi paddlefish), 1086 nucleotides. Its product is annotated as stathmin-3-like. Lineage: Eukaryota; Metazoa; Chordata; Actinopteri; Acipenseriformes; Polyodontidae. The coding region runs from base 184 to 786 and encodes 200 amino acids. The transcript is spliced from 6 exons. Gene Ontology annotation, cellular component: neuron projection; cytoplasm. Gene Ontology annotation, molecular function: tubulin binding. The record is from RefSeq and is a predicted model, not a curated record. Gene Ontology annotation, biological process: microtubule depolymerization; regulation of microtubule polymerization or depolymerization; neuron projection development.
CCCCACCCUUCUUCUUGAGCUGGUUACAGCCCUCCUGAGCUGACCGUGUGUGCCUCAUUGUUCAUAAGGCAGCACUGCAGCACUUGCAAAGAGACAGACCCACCCCAGAUCUCUUGACUGCCUCACAUUCUCUUUUCUCUUCCAUCCUGUGGCAUCCUCCAGAUCUCUCCACCAGCAGCUACCAUGGCUAGCACUAUGUCAGUUCACGCUCAGCCUCAGAUGUCAGGAAAGGAUAUGAACUCCAACAGAAUUGUGGAAGCUUACAAGGAGAAAAUUAAGGAGAUGUCCAUGCUGUCUCUGAUCUGCUCCUGUUUCUACACCCAGCCACAUCCCAACAGCAUCUACCAGUAUGGUGAUAUGGAAGUCAAACCGAUUAACAAGAGGGCCUCUGGCCAGUCCUACGAGGUGAUACUGAAGGCCCCAGCUGACCUGUCUCCAGACCGCCCCCAGCCCCUCUCCUCCCCACCCAAGAAGAAGGAUAUGUCCCUGGAUGAUCUGCAGAAGAGGCUAGAGGCUGCAGAGGAAAGGAGGAAGUCCCAGGAAGCUCAGGUGCUGAAGCAGCUGGCUGAGAAGCGUGAGCACGAGCGAGAGGUUCUGCACAAGGCCCUGGAGGAGAACAACAACUUCAGCAGAAUGGCCGAGGAGAAACUCAACUACAAGAUGGAGGUCAACAAGGAGAACCGGGAGGCCCACCUAAAUGCUCUCAAGCAGCGACUCCGUGAAAAGGAAAGACAUGCAGCUGAGGUCCGCCGAAACAAGGAACUGCAUGCUGACCUUUCCGGAUGAAGACAUUUUCUACAACUUUAUCAAGAAAUUCCACAUCUCAAGAGUUUUGGCUAGGAAAAAAAAAAACUGCAACUUUUUUUAAUAUUUCUGUAUCCAAGCACCUGCAUUGUUCUCCAUCUACAAUAAUAUGAUUAGAAACAAUUUACGAUUAGAAUAUUACUGCUAGUCUAUCCAUAGCUUAUUGCUCUGUAUUCUGCUUAUGAACAUUUUCCUAAACUAAUGUUGAUUUAUUAGUUCAACCUUUAGGUUUUUAUUAUUAAGGAGGUGGUUUUGAAGUGCACAUUACAAAUAUUAUAUAUA